AUGAGGGACUGGGCGCCGUCGAUCAUCGCGACGGCGCUGUUCGCGCUCCUGUGCCCGGGCGGCGUCCUGCAGAUGCCCGGCCGGCAGCGGCCCGUCGACCUCAUCAACAUGAAGACCAGCUUCCCGUCCAUGCUCGUCCAUGCCAUCAUCUACUUCUUGCUGCUCAUGCUCUUCCUCGUCAUCCUGCAGCCUCAUCUCUACAUCUGA
This is a messenger RNA of Miscanthus lutarioriparius, 207 nucleotides long. NCBI's taxonomy places the organism in Eukaryota, Viridiplantae, Streptophyta, Magnoliopsida, Poales, Poaceae. The record is from the annotation of a GenBank genome assembly.